CCCUUCGCUCAUAUAUACCCAAUCGGCCGUUCCUCACCUUUGUGCCUACUCUAAUUGCCUCAUUUCCUCGCCGCUUAUACAAUCUCAAUCAUUGGGUUCCUUUUGGGGAUUUAAUUUUUUUCUAGGUCUGUUACGCGAUGAAACGGGCAGGGAGCAAGGGUGUUUUGGAGUCAUCCUUCUCAUCAUCCAAGAAGACCACCCGCCGUCAGAAGAAACCGCCUACUUCCUCUCUUGAAGAACUAGAACUGCCAAACUCGGCGAUGAACAAGAUCCAAGAAGUGCAUGACAUCGCUAGGGAUGUGUUCUUUGCAGCCACGCCAGGCUUUGUUCCAUCAUCGUUAGCCGAGGCAAACCUCACCAAGUUGCUCGAUACCUUGAAGCUAGAGGAUUUUGGGCUUGAUGCAAGCAUGCCGUAUUUUAGAGCUGAUCCUCAAGGGCAUCCUAAAGUAACAUAUGUGCACUUUGGUGAUGAUAGUCUUAACUUCUCGUUUGGUGUGUUUUGUCUACCACAAUCGGCUGUCAUUCCACUCCAUGACCAUCUAGGGAUGACUGUCUUUAGCAAGAUUCUUCAUGGCUCAAUGCACAUAAAGUCGUAUGACUGGGUUAAAACUCCCAAUGGUAAAAAUCGUAUCUGCAGGGAAAUAGAUGGUGCUCAUUUUGCUAAGGUGAGAACUAACACCAUCUACGAUGAUUCAUCUAAGACAACGGUUCUAUACCCAGAGAGUGGAGGAAACCUUCAUUGCUUCACUGCAGAAACUGCUUGUGCAGUGCUUGAUGUCAUGGGCCCACCAUAUUCCUCAGUUGAAGGAAGGGACUGCUCAUACUAUGGAGUGUGUCCUUCGCCACGUGGAGUAAGCAGGCGGAUUACUGAUGAACUAUCUGAUUGGUUGAGAAAAGAACGUUGCACUUUCAAUAUGAACGCUGUGCUUGUGAAGCCAAGUACAAUGACUUGAUCCCCUUUUUAUGUUGAGGGCAUGCAAAUCUUCCAUCAGAAAUUUGGAUAUUCUUUGCCUGGUAUAGAGAUAUGCAUAGUCGUAGAAAGAGAUAGGGAGAGUGAUCAAAGGAUGUGAGUUAAGAAGCUAGCAAGAUUUGUGUACCAAGCAUUAUUUUUUUUCCUUGAAUAAUCUUUUGUGGUGAAACUAUGUGUCCUGUUUAUCGACAACUCUAUUUUUUUCC
Molecule: messenger RNA, 1176 nt
Organism: Oryza sativa Japonica Group (Japanese rice)
Lineage: Eukaryota; Viridiplantae; Streptophyta; Magnoliopsida; Poales; Poaceae
Product: plant cysteine oxidase 1
Molecular function (GO): oxidoreductase activity, acting on single donors with incorporation of molecular oxygen, incorporation of two atoms of oxygen
Source: RefSeq, a predicted model, not a curated record